Messenger RNA from Notothenia coriiceps (black rockcod), 2359 nucleotides. RefSeq names its product proteoglycan 4-like. Bases 151 to 1332 code for a protein of 393 amino acids. The record is from RefSeq and is a predicted model, not a curated record. NCBI's taxonomy places the organism in Eukaryota, Metazoa, Chordata, Actinopteri, Perciformes, Nototheniidae. Gene Ontology annotation, molecular function: sulfuric ester hydrolase activity. The transcript is spliced from 3 exons.
AUACAUAUUUUAAUUGAAUAUUUGUCACCCUCUCAGAGUCAGGGUCUGGAUGGAUUCGAUGUCUGGCCCACCAUCAGCGAGGGGAAGGAGUCGCCCCGUCAGGAGAUCCUUCACAACAUCAACCCUCUGCACAAACCUCCGCCGCAAACCAUGAAGUGGGACGUCAGCACGGAGAGAGCUAAGGCAAGCAAAUCGAAAGGCACAAAGAAGCCGAAGAAGAAGAAGAAAAAGAAGAAGAAGAAGAUCCUGAGGCAGAAACCGAAGCAGAAGUCAGCUUUUAGGGUGAAGAAACCCCAUCCUGCUGCUAAACCUGCACCCACACUUAAAUCCAAGCCCUCUCCCAAAACAAAGCUUAAGCCCUCCCCCAACACAAAGCUCAAGCCCUCUCCCAACACAAAGCUCAAGCUCUCUCCCAAAACAAAGCUUAAGCCCGUUCCUAAAAUAGCAAAAAAGGAAGUUAUCAAACAAAAGCGUAAGCCUGUUCCCAAACCGAAGCUUAAGCCCGUUCUAAAACCCAAACCCACAUCCAGGACAAAAGUUUACCCCCUGACCCCGAGACUGACGACAUACAAUCCAUCGGGUUCGGGAACAUCUCGCCCUAAAUCUCAGCCUCAGAUCCAGCCACGCUUGAAGCGAAAAUCCAGGAGAAACACAUCGCAGAACUUUUCACACUCAAGACCACCUCAACGUAAAUCCAAGACGGAGCACACAUUACAUUUCCAGUCGAGGAGGACGUCCUCCCAGUACCAGAACAUGUCUCAGGCAGGAGCACCGCAGCCUAAAUCCCAUCCGACGCCCCAGUUUAGUUUCCCGUCAGUGUGGGACGCUUCAGUCCAGGCUGCCAUCAGAGUGGGAGACUGGAAGCUGCUGACAGGUGACCCAGGCCACGGAGACUGGGUCCCGCCACAGGUUAUGUCCACUCUCCCUGGUCGCUGGUGGAACCUGGAACGUCCCGUCUCCCCGCUCCCCAAAUCCUCCUCCGCCCCGAAGAACGUGUGGCUCUUCAACAUCACGGCGGACCCCUGCGAGCGGCAGGACUUAGCGGCGCAGAGACCGGACGUCGUGCAGCAGCUCAUGGCUCGACUGGCCUUCCACAACCAAACGGCCGUGCCCGUUUAUUUCCCGCCCGACGACCCUCGAGCCAAUCCCAGCAGGCACAGCGGGGCCUGGGUUCCCUGGGUGGAGGAAGAGGAGGACGAGGAGGGGAAAUAUCACGGCGUGUACAAGAAAGAGAAGAACAAGAAGAAGAGGAAGAAGCCAAAGUGCCCGCUGUGCAAACUGCAAUCGUUCUUUCUGAAACUGAACACCGGGAUGAUGUCCAAUCGGAUCUGAGGAGUCCACUUUUUGUAAUAUUGUUUGGUACAUCGUCGCUUCCUUAAAUCAAUGAUAAGAGAGAUAACCAGGUGAGUUAAUUCCAGUAAACUCUUUCUUGACCAUGUUUCAUACGAAAACUUUUCAACAUGUAUUACUAUGUAAAAUAUGGACAUUAUGUAUACAUGCAGAAUUUGAGCUGAUUCAGGCUUUCAGUUCACCCAAAUCACAAAGUAUUUCAUGGCCUGUCCCUCGUGAUAUCCGGCCAUGCAGAUACUGUCUUUCCAAUGAUAUUUGCCACGGUUUUUGGUCAUUAUUGGUGGAUUUGUUCCCAGUAUCUUGUGCAAUAAUCUUGGAAUUUAGCAAUCCUCCUUCGUAAAAACAGCAGUGAUGUGGACUAUCUGCAUAGCAAGAGGCUAACUAAAGUAAGCAGGAAACAGUUUUUCUAAUAUGGGUGAACUGAGCCUUUAAAUUCCUAACUUUUUUGAUGGUAAAGGGGUUUUCUUGACUGUUGUUCCCUGAUUUAUUAUGUGAUUAUAUAUAUUGUGUUUCUCACAGAGGCAAGUGAGGAAAAAAUAAAUUUGGUGAUCCAUUUUCUAAGUCUGAUUUAGAAAAUGUUUGAACAUUUUUGAAAGUUCUUUCAUUAUAAUCAGUCUUUUCUAAUUAUUGUCACUUAAAAACUGACCAAAGGGCCGACACUGUGUGACAGAAAUGUAAUUUUACUGAGAACCACUGUGAUCAAAACUCUGUAAAGUGACAGUUAUUAAUGAAUAUUUACACCAAGUGUUCAUACCAUUCAUACCAACAGCGAGGCCCUAUUAUGCUUAUUGGGGUCUUCCCUUUCCUGUAGUGUGUUGUAUAGGUUUUUGUGCAUGUCAAUUGUCCAUUGGACUAGUUUGUCUGCUUCAGGGACACAGUGGCAUCACUAUAGCACUCGGCUUAUCGACUAGCGCUCCAACACAUUUUACGUGACAGGCUAAGGGGCGGGACAUCUCUAAGCGGUUGACCAAUCACAACAGAGCUGGCCAGCUAACCAAUCAGAGCAGAC